Molecule: messenger RNA, 333 nt
Organism: Hirsutella rhossiliensis
Lineage: Eukaryota; Fungi; Ascomycota; Sordariomycetes; Hypocreales; Ophiocordycipitaceae
Product: ribosomal protein l7Ae/L30e/S12e/Gadd45 family domain-containing protein
Exons: 3
Coding region: 1-333 (110 amino acids)
Cellular component (GO): cytosolic large ribosomal subunit
Molecular function (GO): structural constituent of ribosome; RNA binding
Source: RefSeq, a predicted model, not a curated record
AUGGCCCCUCAAAAGAAAAGCAAGAAGGAUGCCAACUCCAUCAACUCCAAGUUGGCGCUGGUGAUGAAAUCCGGCAAGGUCACUCUUGGAUAUAAGUCUACACUGAAAGCCCUUCGCUCCGGCAAGGCCAAGCUCAUUAUCAUUGCUGGCAACACUCCUCCCCUGCGCAAGAGCGAGCUCGAGUACUACAGCAUGCUGUCCAAGGCCCCCAUCCACCACUUCUCCGGCAACAACAUUGAGCUCGGCACUGCCUGCGGAAAGCUUUUCCGCUGCUCCACCCUCGCCAUUCUGGACGCUGGCGACUCGGAUAUCCUGAGCGACCAGCAGGCAUAA